Messenger RNA from Salvelinus namaycush (lake trout), 2331 nucleotides. Its product is annotated as ATP-binding cassette sub-family D member 3-like. The transcript is spliced from 20 exons. The coding region runs from base 127 to 2109 and encodes 660 amino acids. NCBI's taxonomy places the organism in Eukaryota, Metazoa, Chordata, Actinopteri, Salmoniformes, Salmonidae. Gene Ontology annotation, biological process: fatty acid beta-oxidation; peroxisome organization; very long-chain fatty acid catabolic process. Gene Ontology annotation, cellular component: peroxisome; peroxisomal membrane. Gene Ontology annotation, molecular function: ATP binding; ABC-type transporter activity; ATP hydrolysis activity. The record is from RefSeq and is a predicted model, not a curated record.
UCCCCUGAAAACCGGAACAUCCGGUUGUUGGGGACUUGGCAGAGAGGCUACAAAUGGAGCAACCAACAGCUACUUUCCUUGAAAUAUAGUUGCCAACACUGCGGCUCAGCUGGUACUCUAGGAAACAUGGCAGCCGUCAGUAAAUACCUGACAGCUAAAAACUCCUCAAUAGCUGGGGGAGUCCUACUCGCUUUAUGCAUCCUGAAGCAAAGAAGAAGAGGAGGCAAGUCAAGCGGUAAAAAAGGGGGCUCAGAACUGGUGUUGAGCAAGGAAGACAAAGCAGCUAAGAAAGACCGGGCGGCGGUGGACUAUGUCUUCUUCCUCAGAAUCAGCAAGAUCCUCCGGAUCAUGGUGCCUCGGUGGUUCUGCAAAGAGACUGGAUACCUUCUCUUCAUCGCUGCUAUGCUGGUGACCCGGACAUACUGUGACGUAUGGAUGAUCCAGAACGGAACCAUGAUUGAAAGUGCAAUUAUCGCUCGCAACAACGCAGAUUUCAAGAACUACUUGUUCAAGUGUUGCAAAGCUAUGCCAAUUUUUGCCUUGGUGAAUAACCUCUUGAAGCUGGGUCUGAACGAGCUGAAGCUGAAGUUCAGAGAGAGGCUGACCAAACAUCUCUACGACGAGUACCUCAAAGGAUACACAUACUACAAAAUGGGCAACCUGGAUAACCGCAUCGCCAACGCUGACCAGCUGCUGACUCAAGACGUAGAGAAGUUUUGUAACAGUGUGGUUGACCUCUACUCCAAUCUCAGCAAGCCUCUCUUGGACAUUGGACUGUACAUCUUCAAGCUGACGUCUGCCAUCGGAGCCCAGGGCCCAUCGAGUAUGAUGGCCUACCUGCUGAUCUCAGGCCUGUUCCUGACCAGACUGCGGAAGCCCAUCGGUAAGAUGACUGUCAUUGAGCAGCGCUACGAGGGAGAGUACCGAUACGUCAACUCACGACUCAUCACCAACAGUGAGGAGAUUGCCUUCUACAAUGGCAACAUGAGAGAGAAACAGACGAUUCAUUCAACAUUUAAGAAACUGGUCGACCAUUUGCACAAGUUCAUCUUCUUCCGCUUCUCUAUGGGCUUUGUAGACAGCAUGAUCGCCAAGUACAUGGCCACCGUGGUGGGCUACCUGGUGGUAAGUCGGCCCUUCCUCAAUCUGUCCGACCCCCGCCACAUGAACAGCACCCAAGCUGAGCUGAUGGAAGACUAUUACCAGAGUGGCAGGAUGCUGCUGAGUCUGGCCCAGGCUCUGGGAAGGAUCGUACUGGCUGGCAGAGAUAUGACCAGGCUUUCCGGGUUCACCAUGCGUAUCACUGAGCUCAGGAAGGUCCUGAAAGAACUGAACUCUGGGAAAUACGAGCGUACCAUGGUCUCCCAUCAGAACAAAGAAUCAUUAGGUGUAGAAAGAGUCACACUGGUCCCGGGCAGCGGACAGAUCAUCAACGUAGACCACAUCAUCAAGUUUGAACACACACCACUAGCAACACCCAAUGGAGAUGUCCUGAUCAAGGACCUGACCUUUGAAGUGCGGUCUGGUACCAACGUGUUAGUGUGUGGGCCCAAUGGCUGUGGCAAGAGCUCACUCUUCAGAGUACUGGGAGAGCUCUGGCCUCUGUUCGGAGGGCAGCUGACCAAGCCUGAGCGAGGGAAGCUAUUCUACGUUCCUCAGAGACCCUACAUGACCAUUGGCACGCUGAGGGAUCAGGUGAUCUACCCUGACACCUAUGAGGAGCAAAAGAGGAAAGGCAUCUCUGACCAGGUGCUGAAGGAGUACCUGGGCAACGUCCAGUUAGGUCACAUCCUGGACAGAGAGGGGACUUGGGACACCGUGCAGGACUGGAUGGAUGUCCUCAGUGGAGGAGAGAAGCAAAGGAUGGCGAUGGCAAGGUUGUUCUACCACAAACCUCAGUUUGCCAUCUUGGAUGAGUGCACCAGUGCUGUGAGUGUAGAUGUGGAAGACUUCAUCUACAGUCACUGCAGAACGGUUGGCAUCACUCUGUUCACUGUCUCUCACAGAAAGUCUUUGUGGAAACACCAUGAGUACUACCUUCACAUGGACGGAAGAGGGAACUACGACUUCAAACCUAUCACCGAGGAGACCAUAGAGUUCGGCUCCUAGAUGAGCGUCAACUACACACACACACCAUCCUCCGGCCUGGAGAAAGGCGCCUAUUAAUUCUGCACUUAAAACAAACCUAGACUACUGUUUUUAAUAAAUUGUAACCUCUUUUGUUGUUUUCUUUUGACAAGAUGUAUUUAAAUGAUCAGAUAUGUUAGUCUGGUUAAGUAAGCAUUUGUCAACGGUGAUUGUAUGUGUUUGUGUUAAACGCUCUACAACAAA